AUGAAUCCCUUGCUGAAAGAGCUUCUGCAGCGCCCGGAGAAUCGCACCUGUGCAGACUGCGGCGAACGUGCACCACGCUGGUGCAGCAUCAGCCUGGGGGUGAUCAUAUGUGCUGAAUGUGCCGGGCUGCAUCGCAAGCUUGGGACUCAUAUCUCUUUCGUGCAGAGCCUCAGCUUGGAUGCCCUGAAGGACGAGUGGGUUCAGCAGCUCCUCGCACGGGGCAACGCAGCAGGGGCCGAGCGCUUCGAAGCGUCGCUACCGGGGUCGUGGACGAAGCCGGAGGCGUUAAGCUCCGGUGGCGACCGUAUCGACCCUGCGAGCGCAUACCAUCUUGAGCAAUACAUCCGGGCGAAGUACGAGCACAAGCUCUUUACAACAGAAGGAGCGGAGGUUUCCGAGUCGCCCUUCUCACGCCGCUUCACGGUGCUGCUGCGCCGCCAAGGUGGCGAGCCCUUCGGCCUCUACCCGUCGAAGUCAGCGCUCCGCCACGGAAGCCUACAGCUUCGUGCAGAUCCUGCACCUGGCACCGCGGCCGAGCAGUGGAACUUAGCACAAAACAAUCCGAUGCUUCGCCUCCGUGUGCCGGCAGCAGCAUAG
Messenger RNA from Symbiodinium sp. CCMP2456, 597 nucleotides. The record is from the annotation of a GenBank genome assembly. NCBI's taxonomy places the organism in Eukaryota, Dinophyceae, Suessiales, Symbiodiniaceae.